AUGGCGACUAAUAAUUUCACAACAUCAUCAUUUCUUUUGUACUCUCUCGUGGGGUUCGCGCACGCGAGCACCAUCAACCACAACUUCGACGUUGGCUGGGUCUAUGCCAACCCUGACGGUCUCCAAAAUCGCCCAGUCAUCGGCAUCAAUGGACAGUGGCCUAUUCCGACAAUAACAGCAGACAAAGGGGAUCGCCUUAUCAUUAAUGUGACCAACUCCCUGCACAACGAAUCAACCAGUCUACAUUUUCACGGCAUUUAUCAGAAUGGAUCAACCCAUAUGGAUGGGCCUGUCGCCGUCACCCAGUGCGAUAUCCCACCAGGAAGCAGCUUUGUGUACAAUUUUACAGUCGAUCAGCCAGGUACAUAUUGGUACCACUCGCAUAGUAGAGGCCAAUAUCCAGACGGACUACGCGGAGCGCUCAUAAUUCACGAUCCUGAAUCUCCUCAUAAAAAUCUCUAUGAUGCCGAGAUUGUUCUCACAUUCUCCGACUGGUAUCACAGCCUGAUGAACCCGCUCCUUAACUCGUUUUUAUCCAUCAGCAAUCCUUCUGGCGCUGAGCCUGUGCCUCAGUCUUCUCUUGUUAAUGAAACGAGAGAUCUCUCUGUGGCCGUAGAACCAGGAAAAACAUAUCUUGUGAGGAUGGUGAAUAUGGGGGCGUUCGCAGCCCAGUAUGUGUGGUUCGAGGAUCACACUAUGAGAAUCGUUGAGGUAGAUGGCAUAUACACUGAACCAACGGAAGCAAGCAUGAUCUACAUGACAGCUGCGCAAAGGUACAGCGUACUGAUUACAACCAAAAAUUCGACGGCUGGCAACUUUGCCUUCGUUGGGAGUAUGGAUCAGGACUUGUUCGAUGUCGUACCAGACGGCCUGAAUCCGAAUGUCACUGGUUGGCUCGUUUAUGACAGCACCAAAGAAAAACCCGCAGCCAAAGAGAUUUCGGAAUUCGCGCCCUUCGACGAUUUCACACUCGUACCUCAGGAUAGUGAGCCGCUGCUCCAGCAUGUUGACAGGUCGAUCACAUUGGAUAUGAAGAUGGACAAUCUGAUCGAUGGCGCGAACUAUGCCUUCUUUAAUGAUAAGACAUACGUUGCACCAAAAGUUCCGACUCUGUAUACCGCCCUCUCGACUGGAGCCAAUGCUUCCAAUCCGGAGAUCUACGGAUCAUAUACAAAUCAAUUCGUUCUCUCUGAAAACGAAGUUAUCGAAAUCAUACUUAACAAUAACGAUCCAGGAAAACAUCCAUUCCAUUUACAUGGCCACGCCUUCCAAGUUGCCUAUCGUUCGGAGGAAGAAGCCGGUCCUUAUGAUGCCAGUCAGAUUACGGAUGGCACAUUUCCCGCGAGCCCAAUGAGGCGUGAUACGGUGUUGGUAAAUCCCAAUGGGAAUAUCGUCCUACGAUUCCGUGCUAACAACCCUGGAAUCUGGCUGUUCCACUGCCACAUCGAAUGGCACGUGGCAUCCGGACUUGUUGCCACGAUGAUUGAGUCGCCGCUGUCACUUCAGAAGCAGCUCGCGGAUGGCAUACCAGAAAAUCACUUGGACGUUUGCAAAUCAUCGCGUGUUCCCACGGCAGGUAAUGCUGCUGGUAAUACAGUCGACUUAUUCGAUCUGGCAGGAGAGAACAAAGCCCCAGGACCAUUGCCGGCGGGGUUCACACCCAGAGGCAUCGUAGCGUUGGUCUUUAGCUGCGUGGCGGCCUUUGUGGGCGUCGGCGUUGUUGCAUGGUAUGGAGUAGCACCAAUCAAAGCCAAGUCGGUUUAGAUGGAUCCACCGAGCAGCAUGAGACGCAGCCUGUAGAUUCAAAUCAAGUACGGAGUCAAUUGAAUUGAGCAUUCUACCUCUGCUUCAUGUUUGUGUCAAGAACAACAACCUAGAUGACUAGGUGAAACCUCUCUUCACUGUAUUUUUAUCUGGGAGACCUCGCGGGAGAUUCUUGACCCGAAAUAUCAUACCACAAUACCAAAGGUUAAAUGGCAAUUCACUUGUAGUCCGUGCCUUAUCUAAAUAGAUUGACUGAACUCGAUUCUGUGGAACUCAGGAGGCGUGUUCCAGCUCUGUUGUCUCCGCAAAACCGUAAUCGACGGCUUCUCCUAGUAAGUCCUCCGGGCCUCGAACAAGUUGUUGCUUAUCAAAAAGUCGGUGUUUUCAAUCCUGCUGGCCUGUGUUGAUG
Molecule: messenger RNA, 2173 nt
Organism: Aaosphaeria arxii CBS 175.79
Lineage: Eukaryota; Fungi; Ascomycota; Dothideomycetes; Pleosporales
Product: multicopper oxidase
Exons: 6
Coding region: 1-1764 (587 amino acids)
Biological process (GO): reductive iron assimilation; cellular response to iron ion starvation
Cellular component (GO): high-affinity iron permease complex
Molecular function (GO): copper ion binding; ferroxidase activity
Source: RefSeq, a predicted model, not a curated record